This is a messenger RNA of Maudiozyma saulgeensis, 651 nucleotides long. The record is from the annotation of a GenBank genome assembly. NCBI's taxonomy places the organism in Eukaryota, Fungi, Ascomycota, Saccharomycetes, Saccharomycetales, Saccharomycetaceae.
UCUGUUGCUCCAUCUAGUGAACCAUCCGUUUCUUCAAGCUCUGUUGCUCAAUCCAGUGAACCAUCCGUUUCUCCAAGUUCUGCUGCUCCAAGUUCUGCUGCUCCGAGCUCUGUAACUCCAAGUUCUGCCUCAAGUCUGGAAAGCAAAUCAACAUCUAAUGAGGAGGAAAAGUCGACGAUAUCUACUACCUUACCACCAACUACUGCCCACGCCACAACCACGGUAACAUCCAAAUCUUCAAGCUUUACUAACAUCUACCAAAGCUCUAUUUCUUCAGCAGAUGUACCAACAACUCAAAGUUUUGUUAACCCUUCUAAAAUUUCAACUGAGACCGGUGUAACACCUUCCAAUGGAGUUUCAACUACUACCUCCGCAAGUGAGGGACCUACUACAACAUUGGUUCCUUCUGGGAAUUCCCAAUCAGUUACUACUAACUUAGUCUCCGUCGAAACUCCAGCUUUCUCUCAAGAGGUGCCUACUUCCAUUUCAAACAUCCCAUCAACCCAAACCGUAAGCACACCAAACACAAUAGCCCAAUACACUGCUACCAGUUCAACUCAAAGUGUCAUAAAUUUUGAAAAUGCUGGUUUUAAAUCAUAUUAUUCAUACUCCUUAAUGACUAUAUCUCUAUUCCUAUUCCAAAUCUUGUAA